Molecule: messenger RNA, 1610 nt
Organism: Agrilus planipennis (emerald ash borer)
Lineage: Eukaryota; Metazoa; Arthropoda; Insecta; Coleoptera; Buprestidae
Product: ancient ubiquitous protein 1
Exons: 5
Coding region: 262-1551 (429 amino acids)
Molecular function (GO): ubiquitin binding
Source: RefSeq, a predicted model, not a curated record
UUCCUUAAAUUGUGUAUUCUUGAUCACGUUAAUCACAUUGCACAAUCUUUAAAAGUAAAAAAUCAUUUAAGGUUAAUAUAAAAUAUUAAAGUGUUUAAAAUUCUUUAUAAAUAAAGUCAAUAUCCCGCAAAGGAGGAAGGAGAAGGGGUACUUCGUAAUGUGUACAGGUGUCAUUUGACGUUUUCGUGAAAAAUAUAACCUGGCGUAAUAUGAACGAUUUCGUUUUUUGUUCAAAAGAAGUUAAUUUGUGAUAAAGAAAUUAUGCCUAACGUACAAAUACAGCAACUUUACGAAUACGAAAGGUUUCCAGAAUCGAGAGUAAAUGUGUUAACGCUGGUGUUAUACUUUCCGUUUGGAAUCCUUUUGUUUCUGUUACGAUUAGUUUUUGUGUUUUUGCCCGUUUACAUUGCAACUUUUAUAUUAAACGAUGCCCCGUUCGUUGAACAAAUAUUAAGAAGACUGUUAUACAUAGCGUUAGGUAUUACAAGUAAAGUUGAAAAAUCAGAAAAAUUAAAUAGAGGUGCUAUCUACAUUAGCAAUUAUGCUUCACCGUUUGAUCAUUUAGUGCUUAUAUCUGAAGCAGAAUGUCAAGGAGUUAGUAAAAAAAAGUUUAGACCAUUACUGGCUAAAGUAUUUGGUACAAAUGGUCCAACAAUAAAUCCUAAUAACUUGGAGUCAACUCGUAAGGAAAUAAAUGAUUAUCUGUCUUAUGAACAAAAGAGUUCUCUUCUGAUACAGCCAGAGGGCAAAAUGACCAAUGGUAUGACCCUGAUAAAAUUUAAAUUGUGGCCCUUCAAUGUUUGUACAAAAGUAUAUCCUGUUGUUAUCAAAAUAAAUCGUCCCAUAGUAAACUGUUCUUUAUCAACAAUUACAUCGAACAUUUGGUCUGAUGCCUUUUACUAUAUGUUCUCUUUGAAAACUGAGUAUAAAGUUAAGGUUCUUCCACCUGUAGAGAAGAAAGGUAUGACUGAUGAUGAGUUUGCUGAGGAAGUCCGGAAACAAAUGGCUGCAGCUUUGAAAGUCAGUUUAGUAGAUUAUACAGCAAGCGAUUUGGAAGAAUAUGAAAAACGCUAUUUAGCAGAUUUGGAAAGAAAUUCAGCUUCACAACAUCAUAGCUCGAGUGGUGGUAAUGCUGUAGCACAACCUUCGCCGUUAAUGCAAACGAUGGCCCAUCAAGUUAAAGAUAUUUUACCAUUAGUACCACUCAAAGUUAUUUACAAAGAUCUCGUGAAAACUAGAAGUGUUGAUCUCACCGUUGCAAACAUCCUAGACGGUCAUGUCUUUUACAUCCCGGAAACUCAACCUGCGUCAUCUUCGUCGAUGUCUCCUUCUGCUGUCAAGGCGUCGUCUAGUGUUAACUUUCUACCUUCAUCAUCCCCCUCAACGAGCAAGGAAACUGUUGUAUUGUCUCAAUCUAUUUCGCCGUCUUCUUUUGGUAAAUCUGCUUCCGAUAGGAUGAAGUCUUUUCAGGAACGGAAAAAUCAGUUGAUAGAAAACGCUAGAAAGAGGUACAUCGAAAAACAUGGGCUUGAAAAUUCGUUAAAAGAUUAAAUUUUUGUCGUAGAUUUUAAAAUAGUUCUCAUUAAAUUAAUAAACGCAUAUAUAUUUGU